Messenger RNA from Triticum dicoccoides, 2563 nucleotides. Its product is annotated as regulator of nonsense transcripts UPF3-like. The transcript has 14 exons. Gene Ontology annotation, biological process: positive regulation of translation; nuclear-transcribed mRNA catabolic process, nonsense-mediated decay. The coding region runs from base 353 to 1891 and encodes 512 amino acids. Gene Ontology annotation, molecular function: mRNA binding. Gene Ontology annotation, cellular component: nucleolus; cytoplasm. The record is from RefSeq and is a predicted model, not a curated record. NCBI's taxonomy places the organism in Eukaryota, Viridiplantae, Streptophyta, Magnoliopsida, Poales, Poaceae.
CUCCUCGUCGUCCUCCUCUUCCACUUCCCCUAAUCUCCAACAGUUUCCAAUUUCUCAUCUCCCAAGCCCAAACCCCAACCCCAACCAGAGACCGAAAAGAGUCGCACGCGACUUCGCGAGAGAGGGGAGAAGCAGCAGACGAAAGCGAGAGACCUCCUCCUUCCCCAACCCCAGCCCCGCUCCAAACCCUAACCCUUCCUCAGAUCUCGCGCCCGUCUGCCCUCCCGCCCCGCCCCGCCCCGCCUCGAUGUGACCCGGCCCCUAGGGUUUGUGCCGGUGCGGUGUGGUGGUGGGUCCCGGUUCGUGGGCGGAUUUCGGACCCGAGGAGUUGGAGCUGGCGGCGCGCGCGCACAUGAAGGACCCGGCGCACCGCACGAAGGUGGUGCUCAGGCGGCUGCCGCCGGCGAUUGCGCAGCAGGCCGUCGUGGACCAGGUUGACGCGCGCUUCGCUGGUCGGUAUGACUGGGCCUGCUUCCGCCCCGGUAAUGCCAGCCAAAAGAAUCAUAGAUAUUCGCGUCUCUACCUUAACUUCAAGAGCCCAGAAGAUGUUGUUGAGUUUGCUGAGUUCUUCAAUGGGCAUGUAUUUGUGAAUGAAAAGGGUGCCCAAUUUAAAGCUCUUGUGGAAUAUGCACCAUCACAACAGGUUCCGAAGUCAAAUAUCAAGAAAGAUGCUCGUCAAGGAACUAUAACAAAAGAUCCAGAAUACUUGGAGUUUCUUGAGCUUAUAUCAAAGCCUACUGAGCAUUUGCCAAGUGCUGAAAUUCAGCUUGAAAGGAAAGAAGCCGAAAGAGCAGCUGCUGGAAAGGUGCCCCCUGUUGUGACACCUCUUAUGGUUUAUGUUCGUCAGCAAAGGGCGGCUAAGAGUAUGGCUCAGAGGUCUGUAAGUAGUAGACUAAGCAGAAAAGUUGCAGGCGUGGUAACUAGUAGUUCUAGUCCAUCUAAAAGGUCUUCUGAAAGGCGCAGGGCCUCCACUUCAACGGACCGGAGAGAGCAGCAGUAUGUUGUGCGAGAUAAUGCUAAGGAGAAGCCGACUUACAUCUUAGCACCAAAGAGAGAUGAUCAUACACACAGAGAGAAAAUCAUUGCUGGAACUUCAGAUGCUACAAGCGGUGGGCCAUCUGGAUCUGCUCAGGUUAUCGACGGUAAAAAGGACAAAAUUGUCCUUCUGAAAGGAAGAGCGAGGGUUGAUUCCAAUAUAUCUGAUAGCUCAACCCCGCAGCAGUCUCUGCCGCCUUCGAGAAAUACACCCCCAUCAACUUCUAGACAAGACCAGCGAAAUGAGGCCAGUGUCAGAAUUAUCAAGACUAUACUUUCAAACAAGGAAGGACGCCAUGCAAUAGCAUCAUCUCAACAUGAGCAAGAAGGUCACAUAAUUAGUGCCGAGAAGGAUAAGAGGCCACCACGGGCUCCGAACUCGCGUUCCACUGUAAAAGAUCAGACUGUUGAAAAUGCUGAGAAAAACCACUAUGAUGACAAGCAUCUGCAUGGUUCUGGACCCAUUGGUGAGAAGAUUGAAAGACAUGCCAGAAAUAGAGAUAGGCCUGACCGAGGUGUUUGGGCCCCUCGUCGCUAUGACAAGUCUGCAUCAGGAGGCAGUACGCAAGCAUCAUCGUCUGAGUUCCCGCUAAUGCAGUCGCACUCUAUGGACAAUUUCUCUCAGCAAGUAGAUGGCCAUGGAGAGAGAAAAAUAGACACAAGGAGUCCUGGUGGCCGUGGUGGCCUUGUGGAGAAUGGAAACAGGCAUGCCAACCGCCGUGGUCCGCCACGUGGGUCGAAGGAGAUGGAAAUCCCUCUUAUUACAUCUGAUGGAAAGCCUUCAAAGAGGGGCCCUGCUAGCUAUGUGGCUCAUGAGAGACAAGUAUGGGUUCAAAAGUCAAGUUCAGGAUCGUGAGUUUGUCCACCAAUGAUACUUCCAUCAAAACAGAUGUUGCAAGCUGUGGAGAAGUCUCUGGAUUUUGCGGCUCAUUCUGAAGUUUGUGAAUGAAAUGACUGUUGGUGAGAUGGUUCUAUGAAGUGCGAUCCUAGAUUUGUCAACGAAAGUCUCAGCUAUAGCUGAAAAGGCAGCUCUUUGAUUUGAUUCACAGAAUCACAGCAAUAGUGAAGUAACAUAACCCACCAGUAGGUAGCUCUCCAUCACUUUGGGUGAGACUUGAUUUUGGACCCAAGGGUGCUAUAUCUGGAGCGACGGAUGGAAAUUAGGCUGGCAUCAAUACCUCGAGACAGCGGUCGCAUAUUUCCAAGACCCCUGGAGGCUAUACACAGUGAUGGAUGUACAUAUCUCUAGAGAAAGAAGAGGUCUGGCUCUGUUUGCUGUUUACAGGUUAGAGGUGCCAUGUAUCUACAAAGAGAUAAGAGUUAUGAGACUACCCAGUUUGCUAAAUAAAGGCGAAUUUUUAGUUAGUUGAUUAUGAGAACCCCUGUAUCCCGGCGGCUGCAGUUGCAGUCAGUAUGACCGAAGUUAAUGUGGAGUGCAAAGUGACAUAGCACUAUCAUGUUUUAUGCUCCAGGGUGAAUGGAAUGUGAGGCUAUUUUGGCUUGUUGAUGUUGCUGGUGUGUGAUUUUC